Molecule: messenger RNA, 726 nt
Organism: Tribolium castaneum (red flour beetle)
Lineage: Eukaryota; Metazoa; Arthropoda; Insecta; Coleoptera; Tenebrionidae
Product: larval cuticle protein A3A-like
Exons: 2
Coding region: 106-663 (185 amino acids)
Cellular component (GO): extracellular matrix
Source: RefSeq, a predicted model, not a curated record
CAAGGGCGGUGCCGGUCGAAAAGUGUUCUAGUUACAACAUACAACGAGUAUAAAAGCUCGCACAAGUUAAAAUUCAAGCAUCAUUUGACAAGACCAGUUACCGACAUGGCAUUCAAGCUCGUUGCCUUCGCCGCCGUUAUCGCCGUUGCCCGUGCUGGGCUCAUCGGGGCCCCCGUGAGCUACGCCGCUCCCGUAGCCCACUACGCCGCCCCCGUUGCCCACUACGCCGCCCCCGUGGCCCGCUACGCCGCCCCUGUGGCCUACGCCCAUGCCCCCGUGGCCGUAGCUCACGCCGCCCCCGUUGCCGUCGCCAAGACUGUUGUCUCUGACGAAUACGACCCCCAUCCCCAAUACUCCUACGGAUACGACAUCCAAGAUGGUUUGACCGGAGACAGCAAAAACCAACACGAAACCCGCGACGGUGAUGUCGUCCAAGGCAGCUACUCCCUCACUGACCCCGAUGGCACCCGCCGUACUGUUGAAUACACCGCUGACCCCAUCAACGGAUUCAACGCUGUUGUGCACAAGGAACCCCUCGUCGCCAAGGCUGUCGUUGCCCCAGCUGUCGCUAAAGUAGCCGCCCCCGUGGCCUACGCCGCCCCCAUCGCCAAAGUGGCCGCUCCUUUGGCCUAUGCCGCCCCCGUAGCCAAAUACUACCACUAGGUCGACUGCCAUGUUUUAGGAUAAAUUUAUUUAUUAAAGUUGAAUAAAAGUCAUAUUAUUUAA